Molecule: messenger RNA, 2061 nt
Organism: Gigantopelta aegis
Lineage: Eukaryota; Metazoa; Mollusca; Gastropoda; Neomphalida; Peltospiridae
Exons: 18
Coding region: 165-2006 (613 amino acids)
Source: RefSeq, a predicted model, not a curated record
CAGCGAUUUGGUCUCCACUGGUGAUUAGUUUUGGACCGGCCCUAGACGAAUUCUUCACAGCAGGAAGUACUACAGUAAUAUAUAAAUCAACUGGCUGGAGUGGAACUACGGACAUACGGCUACACCUGACUCUGCGCUGUGUUAAUAGAUUCCACGAACUAGACAUGUUGCUUCUUCUGCUGAGUUUGGUGUUGUCGUCUGCUGUUUUAGGUGAUGACAGUUCCCGGCUGAAGGAAGUGGAACAAGAGUUCGCGGAAUGGCGGGAACUUGAGUCUCCCGAGUUUGCCACGGAAAUAGGCGUGCACAAAUACGACGAUCUAGUCGAGGAUUUCAGUCUGACCGCGCUGGAGUCUAAGAAGACAAAGAUGGCGCACUUCAUCAACCGCUUAUAUAACGUCAGCAGACAGAAUCUCAGUCAGAGGGACGGCUACAGCUACGACGUCUUCUUAGAUACGAUCAGCACCAUCGGCAACAACUACAAGUGGAGACUAUACGGCCCUCUGAAUCCCGUGAACUUCCUGGAAGGCGAUCAGAUCGACCCGGCGUUCACGAUCAAGGUGAUGCUGUUUGGCACCAAGGGGGACUACGAGAACUACAUAGCCAGACUGAACGCAAUGCCAGCCCAGUUCGACCAGUACAUAGAUCGGUUCAAAGAGGCGGUCAGACUCGGACACACCUACCACAAGGUGUCGAUUGCGCGAGUCCCUGGCCAGAUUGACCAGCUGCUCGUUGGGAGACCGGAGGACUCGAUCUACUACAAACCAUUCCGGGAUCUGCACAACCUGACCAUACCCCAAACAGAGAAAACGGAUUUGGUGACGCGAGGAACUAAGGCCGUGACCGGACUGCUACAGGCAUUUAAGACCGUGAAGGAAUACAUCGUUACGGAGUAUUUGCACCACACGCGCGGCACCUACGGAGUGGGGGGAUGGAACCUUGGCGGGGAGUACUACAAGGCGGCCCUCAAGUGGCACAUCUCGACGGACGACACGCCGUACCAGGUUCACCAGAAGGGUCUCCACGAGGUCGCCAGGAUCACCGUCAACAUGCGCAAGAUCAUGCGCAAACAUGGGUUCAGCGGUACAGUGCACGAGUAUUACGAAUCGUUAAAGCAGCAACCUCGGUUUCACAAGAACUCUGCAGAUGAGCUGCUGCAGGAGUAUAAGAACAUCGUCUUCAACAGAAUCUACCCACAGCUUCCGCGCAUCUUCAAGGACAUCCCUCAUCUUCCAGUUGUGGUAGAAGCGAUGCCGAACGACGGGCCAGGUGGUAUGUAUCUAUCGGGAACACAGGAUGGUUCGCGUGCCGGAAUUUUCCAAGUCAACGUCAAACGACCAAACGAAACAAACACGUUUAGCAUGUUGGCACUUACAUUGCACGAGACUGUUCCCGGACAUCAUCUACAGUCAAUUUAUGCCAUCAGUGCCAGCCUGCCAAGCUUUCAAAGAAACAUUCAAUAUGGAAAAUACUUCGCGAUACCAUACAACUUCCCUUUCUACACGGCAUACACUGAGGGAUGGGGUUUGUAUGCCGAAUCCCUGGGUGAAACUCUUGGCCUGUACCGGGACGAUUACGAACUAAUGGGUCGUUACGGUGAAGAGAUAUUCCGCGCGUGUCGACUUGUCAUUGAUACAGGACUGCAUUACUUUGGUUGGUCAAGAAAUCGCUCUAUAGAAUACAUGACGGCUCACACCCCUUUUUCUCGAAACGAGAUCGAGACUGAAAUCGACCGCUACAUCACGUGGCCAGGACAGGCGUGCGCUUACAAGAUUGGCGAACUGAAAAUCAGAGAGCUGCGGGAACACGCCAAAAUGCAACUUGGUUCUGACUUCGAUAUUCGGGAUUUCCACAGCGUCAUUCUGAAUAACGGGCCGGUACCAUUGAAUACACUAGACACCAUCGUCACGGACUGGAUAAAUAGCGUCAAAGCAGGAACCGGCAACCGCGUGACGUCACAUCCUACUCCGGGAGGACCGCUUAUUAUUAUUCCAAAUAUCAUUGGUUGACGUUAUGUUACAGUUUUGUUGGGUAAACUGUUGAAAAAAUAAAUAUUGCAUCUUU